Messenger RNA from Penicillium taxi, 3537 nucleotides. RefSeq names its product ATP-dependent 3'-5' DNA helicase. NCBI's taxonomy places the organism in Eukaryota, Fungi, Ascomycota, Eurotiomycetes, Eurotiales, Aspergillaceae. The transcript has a single exon. The record is from RefSeq and is a predicted model, not a curated record. The coding region runs from base 1 to 3537 and encodes 1178 amino acids. Gene Ontology annotation, molecular function: ATP binding; nucleic acid binding.
AUGCCGGACUCCUCAUCUACUACAGAUAAUUUUGAUUCACUGAAACGUAAAAAGAGCGAUGAUGAGCAAGCUUCCGCCGUCGCUACAGCUUCGAGCUUGAACGCUUCACUAGAUGCUGGUUCGAGUGAUUCAACAGACUCCGAUAACAAUCCGCCGAAGAAGAAAAAAACUGACAAGGAAAACAGUCUCACUAAGAAUACCAAGCCGUCUGCACCAUGGCCUGAUACUUUCAAACGCUUAGUGCAAAUUCACCGUGCCCUGAACAUCGUGUAUACAUUUUGUCAGGCACGUAAACACUUUGCAACCACGUUUAACAACCUCAAGAAAUCGGUGCAGGCCCAACUCGGCCCAAAUCGAGAAUUUACAGUUGAAGAUGUGGCACGAAUGAAGGUUUUGAUUCCAUGGGCUGUACGCUUCGAAUAUGUGGACGAAGCAAGUCUCGACGUAAUGACUGAUGAUGACGGUUUAACCAAACAACGAGUUGCAUGGACUGCAGAGGAGUUGACAAGUGGCAACGCGGCAUGGAAUCAUGACUCGGGUAGUGGGACACAUGUCCUUCUGUUCGAAUUCGUGGGCGGAGAUCUCAAGCGAGAAGUAGUUGAUCCAAAGACUGGAGAGCCAUUGAAUGCUUACCGUCGGUUGAGAUAUGAGGACCUGAAAAUGCCCGUUUACAGUCAACAACAGAUGUCCAAGCUGAUCGACAAGCGCAAUGCGAAGUUUUCAGACGCCGUUGAUGCAUUUUUAGUUCGCUGUAAAGAUCAGGGCGUCGACCCGUGGAUGGAAUUGGAGCAUGAGAAAGAGGCUUUUCUGCCUAAGAUUCCUGAACCUGAAACAAUUGCCAAUAAAGGGAAAGCACCGCCGACAAUUCCCAGGGAGCGCAAGUCCGUUGCAGAAAUCAUUGAGGAAAUUCGCGCGAUGGAUUGGUACCAUUCCCAGAUUGUGCCGGACGGUCAUCGAGUUCUCCCCGCUAAAACACCCGUUUAUGAUGAUUUAACAUUUCUGCUAUCACAGGACCUGGUCAAUGCCCUAUACAACUCUAGAGGCAUUACUGAACUUUACUCUCAUCAAGCGGAAGCGAUCAAUUACCUGUACGAAGGCCACAAUGUGAUUGUGUCUACCUCCACAAGCUCUGGGAAAUCGCUCAUCUAUCAAAUCCCGAUGCUGCACGAACUCGAGCAGGAUUCUGAGAGCAGGGGUCUCUACAUUUUCCCCACCAAAGCCUUAGCCCAAGACCAAAAGCGCAGCAUGAUGGAUCUUCUACAAUACAUGAAUGGUCUGCAGCACAGCAUGGUUGAGACAUUCGACGGUGAUACCCCCAUGGAAAGUCGAAACCACAUCCGAGAUCAGGCACGAAUCAUUUUCACCAACCCGGACAUGCUACACAUUACCAUCUUGCCCCAAGAAAGCUCCUGGCGGACUUUUCUGAGAAAUUUGAAGUUUGUGGUCGUCGAUGAACUUCAUGUCUACAAUGGCCUAUUUGGUUCCCACGUCGCCUUUGUGAUGCGACGUCUUCGAAGACUUUGCUUUGCCUUGGGGAACCACCAUAUCAAGUUCAUAUCCUGCUCUGCUACUGUAGCGAACCCCGAAGAGCAUAUGAAGUCGAUAUUUGGCAUCGAUGAUGUGAAGUUGAUUGAUUUCGAUGGCUCUCCUUCCGGCCGAAAAGAAUUCUUAUGUUGGAACACUCCAUUCAAAGACCCCACCGAUCCAUCUUCUGGCCGUGGUGACAGCAUUGCUGAAGCCGCACGACUAUUCUGCCAACUUAUCCUCCGCGGAGUGCGUGCAAUUGCCUUCUGCCGGAUCAGAAAAAUAUGUGAGAUUCUUCUGCAGGCUGUACGGAGCGAAUUAAAAGCUCUCAAUCACCCUGAAAUUGGUAAUAUGAUCAUGGGCUACCGAGGUGGUUACAGUCCUCAAGACCGACGUCGAAUCGAGAAGGAAAUGUUCGAAGGGCAAUUGUUGGGAAUUGUGGCUACGAAUGCUUUGGAGCUGGGUGUUGAUAUUGGGUCUUUAGACGCAGUCAUCACUCUUGGCUUUCCAUAUUCAAUCUCUAAUCUUCGCCAGCAAAGCGGCAGAGCCGGGCGGCGCAACAAGGAUUCCCUUUCUGUGCUAGUGGGAGAUAGAUACCCAACGGAUCAACACUACAUGCGGAACCCAGACGAGAUCUUUACCAAGCCGAACUGUGAGCUCCAAAUUGAUCUGGAAAACGAGCUCAUAUUGGAAGGGCAUGUACAAUGUGCAGCUAACGAGAUGGCCAUUCGACCAGAUAGAGACUACAUCUACUUUGGCAAGCAACUAUUUGCGCUCGCUGCAACCCGCCUGGUUGAGGAUAACUUGGGUUUCUUCCAUUGCCAUAAUAGAUUUCAUCCCAGUCCGUCCAAAUGCGUCGCAAUUCGCGACUCCGAAGAUCAGAAAUUCGCCGUCAUUGACGCAACCAACAAUCGAAACAUAGUGCUAGAGGAAGUAGAAGCCUCACGCGCAUUCUUCACAAUCUACGAAGGCGGCAUCUUCCUUCACCAAGGUCAGAGCUACCUAGUCCAAGAAUUGAACACAGAACGUUACUUUGCGCGAGUAGUGCGCGUGCAAGUCGAAUGGAGCACGAUGCAACGCGAUUUCACAAACAUCGAUCCCAUCGAACUCGAGUUCAUGCACGCCGUCGGUGUAGAUGAAUCUCGAGCCUUUUGGGGAUCUAUUCAGAUUCACUCUGUCGUCUACGGCUUCUUCAAGAUCGACAAGCGCGGCGCUAUCCUUGACGCCGUCGAAGUCAAUAACCCACCCAUCACCCGCCUGACCAAGGGAAUGUGGCUCGAUGUCCCAACCUCCGCCUUGAAUAUCCUGAAGUCUCACAAUCUCAACAUUGCCGCGGCAAUUCACUCAGCCGAACACGCAGUGCUAUCUCUCCUACCAACGUUCGUGAUCUCAUCGCCCGGCGACGUCUGCACAGAAUGCAAAGUAGCCAAGAAAGAACUCGGGCGCCGACUCAGUGCCGCCAACAACCUCUCAGCCAGUGAGCGGGCGAAUCCGGCAAAACUACUCCAGCCACCCUCCCGCCAACGCCCAGCUCGUCUGACAUUCUACGAUGCAAAGGGCGGAGCCUGUGGUUCUGGAAUCGCAAAAAAGGCAUUUGAGUUCAUAGAACUACUUCUUCGUCGUGCCGUAGCGCGCAUUGACGAUUGUCCAUGUGUUAAUCCGCAGGGAUGUGUGGAGUGUGUAUGCGAUGAUCGGUGCAAGGAGUCGAAUUUGGUGAUGAGCAAAGCUGGCGCGGGCGUUAUCUUACGAUGCAUUCUUGGAUGGGAUGUUGACGUGGAUAACUUGCCGUGGGGUGAGGAGGUCAACGUCGAAAAUGGGGGUGAACUGGUAGGUGGAUUGGAGACAAUCGUUCCAGCCGAGCGUGUCCCAUGGAAGACUGAGGAAUCCUGGGGAACCCUAGGAAAAGAAGCCGACGAGUGGAACUAUUUGAAAGAAUCGUUGCGGAUUGGGUUUGUCCCAUGGAAGACUGGGGAUGAAUCCUGGCGAAACCUAAGAAACUGGGCUGACCAGUGA